This is a messenger RNA of Clarias gariepinus (North African catfish), 2791 nucleotides long. RefSeq names its product apolipoprotein L3-like. Gene Ontology annotation, cellular component: extracellular region; membrane. The record is from RefSeq and is a predicted model, not a curated record. Lineage: Eukaryota; Metazoa; Chordata; Actinopteri; Siluriformes; Clariidae. Gene Ontology annotation, biological process: lipid transport; lipoprotein metabolic process. The coding region runs from base 663 to 1907 and encodes 414 amino acids. Gene Ontology annotation, molecular function: lipid binding. The transcript is spliced from 8 exons.
CCCAUCCUUGUGCCCUGAGAUCCCUGGUAUUGCCUCAAGGUAUUGUCAUGACCACACAGGAUAACCAGUAUGUAAAAUGAGUUAUAUUUAUUCUACCAGUGACCUAGUAUAUCUUUAAUAUAUUACAAUCAAACAUUCUUAAUACUUAAUUAUAAAUGAUAAAUCUUAAAACUCAAUUAAGUUUUGUUUAUAUUUGUUUAUAUUUUCAGUGAUGUACUGUAAAAAAAAAAAAGUACAUAGUAAGUUGCAGUUACUAACAAGUACACCAAUGAGAGAUUUUGUUUUGCACAGUGUCUUGUUUCUCAGCACCAACCUAGGCCAUAUGAUGGACUAAUUUUUUUUAUAAACAUGACUGAGUAAAAAAACAUUUACCAUAUACCACUUUAUACCACUUUAUCCUGGACAGGGUGCCAAUCCAUCACAGGCACACGCACACACUCACACUAUGGGCAAUUCAGGAACACCACUUGUGGGUGGAAACUUGAGUACCCGAAGAAAACCCACUAAACACACAGAGAACAUGAAUACCCCAUGCACGUACAGUAGACCCGAGGCAGGAAUCGAACCUGGACCCUCCAGUUUAUCUGCCUAAGAGGCCGCCACCUCCGGUCCCAGCUAAAGCCUACCAGAGCACCAGAUACGUUGGGGAACAUCCACCCAGCAUGACUCGCUCCUGCUCUUUUUGUGAUUCUGUCCCACCAAGCAGAGGAGCGGUGUUAACACGGAGUAAUACCACACCUGUAAAUGAACCUCCUCCUCGACCCAUGGUUCCACCUCGGCUCUCAACAAUACAACAAAGAAAAACCUUACUCUACCAGUCCCACUCUGUUGAGCCUGCUGAACAUUUGUAUGAAAGCAUAGAUGACGGUCCAUCACAGAGGAAUUACGCAGAAGAUACAGGCUACGUGACAGUACUUCCAACAAAAACUUUGGCCGAAUCCAGUCCUAAGGAGAAGCUGCAUACUAAGUGUGGCGUAUUUGUGACUCAGCAGGCUUUGAAUUCUCCACCUUUUUGUCCAAGAAGUAUUUCAGUUGACUCUCCAGUACAGAAUUCCCCUCGGUGUCAGCAGGAUGCAGAGGCAAAUGCAGACUUCAUGGAAUGGUGGGAAUCAGAAAAGCCUUGGAAGGAAGUUGGAUUUUCUGACAUAAAGAAAGAUGAUGUAAAAGCAUUCACACAAAAAGCUGAAAAUCUAAAAAGAGCUCUUAAUGUGUAUGAUCAAAUCCUAUCUGAGCGUGGAGUGAAUCUGCGAUGGCACAUUAUAGAACUACAGAAGGUGGCCAAUGGCAUUGACAAAGUCCACAAGGGGGUAAAGAUAGCAGGCAUUACCGGGGGAGCUGCAGGGGCAGUAGGAGUUGCAGCCGCUGUUGGAGGUAUCAUACUUGCCCCAGUGACUUUGGGGGCUUCGUUAGCAGUGACUGCAGUCGGAGCUGGAGUUGCAGCAGCUGGAGGGGUCACUGGAGCCUCAGCUGCCAUCACCAACAAAGUCCACACCAAUAUGGACAGGAAGAAGGUGGAAAUAAUCCUAAAAGAUCAUUUUAAACAGAUAGAGGAAAUUGAGAUGUGUAUAAAGGUUAUCAGCUGUCAUAUUGAAUACCUGAAGAACCCAUCAACAUGGAGGGAGGUGGAUUGCAAUACAGUGAAGGUGGCUAAAAUGGCACAUAAGCUUGGAGACAGUAUAGGAGUGAUUGGAGCAGCCAGCAAGUCAUCAGAUCUGAUCAAAGGCUUCGCGCUGGGGUUAAACAUUUACUUUACCAAAGAAGAUUCUGAGCAACUUAAGAAGGGAUUAGAAGCCACAUUUUCCAAGACAAUCCGCAACGUGGCAAAGCAGAUGCAAACCAACCUUGACGAGCUGAUGACGUUUAAGGCUGUGGUGCGGUCUGAAUACAUGCAGUAUUUACGCACAUAGUGAAGAUUUGGGUUAUUUUGCAUUUUAUUAUUCCUAAUGUACAUACAUGUGUUGAAAGUUUGAGACUAAAAUCCAGAUUGCAUUUCUUCAUGCUAAACAUUUGUAGAACCAUGAUCUGGAUGGGGUCCAUCAGCUAUUCUUAUUUUAAAUGAUGUAAAUAUGGAUUCAGAACAUGAAAAAAAAAUUAUGUAUGUAUUGUAUGUCUGUCCUAAUUGGGUUUGUGUUUUUAUUUUACAUUUAAAGUGGUCCCUGCCUAGUACAUGUAUAGAGAACAUAAUCAGAAAUCAAAUUUGCCACACAAAUCUGCAAAAUGGCUAAACAAAUGCAGGCCAGCCUUGACACUGAUGGUGUAAUGGAAGCUGCUGGCAUGUAGAACAGGAUGUAUAUAUAAAGUACACGUAUAUACUAGUUGCAUACUACAGUUUAAAUUUUAGCAAUUCUUAUUAAAUAUAACACAUAAUCUAGUGUUUUUGAAUUUUUGUUAUGUUACUGAAAGUCUCUGGGUUAAUGACUCUAGUUCAGUAAGCACAAUUCCUUAAAAGUGUUGUUAAUAUCUAACACUUUAAAUCAAUGUAGACUUUGAAUAGUUUCUAUAACAUUUCAUAAUUUUGUAAAUCAUUCCGCAUGCAAUAUUUGCAUAAUCCGGUUCAAAAUUAUACUGUAUACAUUUUUAUAAUAGUUUGAAGAUCCACUGAUCAGUAAAAUGUAUGUCAUGUAAGAACGCCAAUAAAAACAUCUGGAAUGGUCUAAGAUAUUAUUAUUAAGUUAUUGACAUCAGCACUAAGUGACGUACAAGUAAACAUUCUACCUUAAAAGUGUUAAGUAGCCUUUCAUCCGUAUAGUAAAUACAGCUUUGUUGUUUGCUAAGGUUAACUAAGUAAAAC